Molecule: messenger RNA, 4385 nt
Organism: Pundamilia nyererei
Lineage: Eukaryota; Metazoa; Chordata; Actinopteri; Cichliformes; Cichlidae
Gene: galnt11
Product: UDP-N-acetyl-alpha-D-galactosamine:polypeptide N-acetylgalactosaminyltransferase 11 (GalNAc-T11)
Exons: 12
Coding region: 408-2162 (584 amino acids)
Biological process (GO): protein O-linked glycosylation; regulation of Notch signaling pathway
Cellular component (GO): Golgi apparatus
Molecular function (GO): polypeptide N-acetylgalactosaminyltransferase activity; Notch binding
Source: RefSeq, a predicted model, not a curated record
GGUGUGUCUUAUGGUGAAGGAGCAGAGCGGAAGUCACGUGUCUCUGUUUUCUCUGCGGCUCACUUUAGCCUCAGCGGCUAACUGACCAGCAGGCUGACCGUCGGCCAGAGUGCCGCCGAGCAAGCAGCUCAGUGUGCCGGUGAGUAUACCGCGUGGGACGCCGUGUAAAAUCCACGGAGAGAACUUCAGGGUCACAGCGAGCUGCUAAUGCUACUCUCAGCCUCCGUGUUCGGCUAGCGGGGCCAAGAGAGCGGCUUCCAUUAUCGGACACUGUGCUGCUGUGGCUCGCGUUGGGAGCCGCUGCACCUCCUGCUGCUGAAGCCCAGAGAGCCGCACGGACAGAUGGAGCCUCUGUGAAGCAGUAGGAUGAUUAAAGUGUAAUGUAAGGCCAUGCUUGCUCGCCCGCCAUGACCACUGUCACGCUGCGGUACUUCUGUUAUGGCUGCCUCGUCACCUCGGCCACCUGGUCCUUCCUGCUCUUCCUGUAUUUUUCCAUGGGGGCGGAGCCUGACCGUGGCAGGACUCCCAUGAGGCACCUCGGGCAGCCAAUCACUGGAGGUGUGGCCGAUCGUAGAGGGGGGCGUCGGCCUCUGCUGCCAAGUAAUGGAGUGGAGCUUUCACCAGAGAUGGGGAUGAUCUUCAACGAGGCGGAUCAAGAGGUUCGGGACAGCGGCUACCACCGUCACGCCUUCAACGUCCUCAUCUCCAACAGGCUGGGCUUCCACCGCCAGUUGCCCGACACCAGAGACACCCAGUGUCGGGAGAAGUCCUAUCCUGUGGCUCUACCUUCUGCCAGCGUCGUAAUCUGUUUCUUCAACGAGGCGCUCUCCGCCCUGCUCAGGACCGUGCACAGCGUGCUGGACCGCACGCCGCCCUACCUGCUGCACGAGAUCAUCCUGGUGGACGACCACAGCGAGCUGGAGGAGCUGAAGGACGAGCUGGACCGCUACGUCAGGGCGGAGUUUCAGGGAAAAGUCCAUCUAGUGAGGAACCAGAGGAGGGAAGGACUCAUCAGAGGACGCAUGAUUGGAGCCUCACACGCUACAGGUGAGGUGCUCGUGUUCCUGGACAGCCACUGUGAGGUGAACCAGGCAUGGCUGCAGCCGCUGCUGGCGCCCAUCCAGAAGGACCGCCGCACUGUCGUCUGCCCCGUCAUCGACAUCAUCUCCGCCGACACGCUCGCCUACUCGCCCUCCCCCAUCGUCAGGGGCGGCUUCAACUGGGGGCUGCACUUCAAGUGGGACCCCGUGCCCCCCUCCGAGCUCAGCGGGCCUGAGGGAGCUUCCGGACCCAUCAGGUCCCCCACCAUGGCAGGCGGGCUGUUCGCUAUGAACAGGAAGUACUUUAACGAGCUCGGCCAAUACGACGCCGGCAUGGACAUCUGGGGGGGAGAGAACCUGGAAAUCUCCUUCAGGAUCUGGAUGUGCGGUGGUCAGCUCUUCAUCAUCCCGUGCUCCAGGGUUGGCCAUAUCUUCAGGAAACGGCGGCCCUAUGGCUCGCCGGGCGGCCAUGACACCAUGGCCCAUAAUUCCCUGCGGCUGGCACAUGUGUGGAUGGACGGGUACAAGGAGCAGUAUCUCUCUUUGCGUCCAGAGCUGCGCAACCGGAGUUACGGCGACAUCGGCGAGCGCGUGGCGUUGAGGAAGCGGCUGCAGUGCCACUCAUUCAGCUGGUACCUGGACACAGUCUACCCUGAGAUGCAGACCGCCGCCAACGGCAACAAGCAGCAGCCGCUGUUCAUCAACAAGAGCCUGAAGCGGCCCAAAGUCCUGCAGCGAGGACGGCUACGGAACCUCGCCAUCGGACGCUGUCUGGUAGCCCAGGGCCGGGUCAGUCAGAAGGGCGGCGCCGUCGUUCUGCGACCGUGUGACCCCCAAGACCCCGAGCAGGACUGGGCGUACGACGAGGAGGGUCAGCUGAUCCUGGCAGGUCUGCUGUGUCUGGACGUGUCAGAGGUCAGGACCUUUGACCCCCCGAGGCUGAUGAAGUGUCACGGCUCGGGGGGGUCGCAGCAGUGGAGCCUGGGGAAGUCCAACCGGAUCUACCAGGUCUCUGUCGGUCAGUGUCUUGCAGCUGUCUCCCAGCCAAUAGGACAGAAAGGUUACGUCUCCAUGGCGAUAUGCGAUGGCUCGCAGACACAGCAGUGGCAGCUGGAGGCCUGAGGAGGACGCCGCGGUGCCGUGGAUGGAAUGACCUCCGAUUCUCACCUGCUCAUUUAAUGUUUCGUGUUUUUCAUUUUAAGUUUGAUGUUUCAGUCGCAGAAGAACUUCGCCACGCCGGACGCCAUGCCCAGGCACGCCUGGAACUUCUUCAAGGUCCUUUUAAGGACCUGGAAAGUCCUGGAGUCUGGCGACUGAUUUAAUCUGAUCAGUGAUCUGAUGUUUACUUGGUCUGCCUUCAUCAUGUGACCUCUGAGGCAUCUCCGUCCUCAGAGAAGCACUGCAGGCUUUUCUGUAGGGUUUUUAUCGUGUUCACACAGGAAGUGCUUCUAAAGCAGCGACAGCACUUCCCGUCCUCCUCAGGUCAAAGGUUGCUGUAAGUCCAAAAGUUUUGCUUCAGAGGGCCGUUAGCUGCAGAGAGCUGGAAUAAAACCGAACACUCACUCACUGAAGGACUCGGAGCGUCGCCACUGCUCUCGUGUCUCCCCGUGGAACCCUGAUGAUGCUGACCCGCUGCUCAUGCACCAGAACCAUAUCUGCAGUUAUUUCUAAUGAGGAGCUUCCUCAAUGAAGUUGGUGCGAGCAUGCACGUGAGAUCAGUUCUGAUGCCACCGAUGAUAGGAAGGAAGGCGGAGCUUACUUACCGUCAGGGUAAUCCACAGUGGGCGUCGCAGCCAAUUUCCUCAAGCCGUGCCGCUAUGCUGUCACAGAGGCGCCUCGCUCGUUAUCCUUCGUUAACCGUGAAGGUCAGAAUGUUGUAAAUGUGAGUUUGUAGAAUAAAAAGUGAGGAUGUGAACCUUUAUUUUUAAAUUUUGACUGUUUGAAAUCUACAGCUACAGGAGAAAUAUCCGUGAAUGUGCAGAUUAAUAUUUACACAAAUAUACUGAAAUGUUACUGUUUGUUUGAUUAAACCUGCCACUGCUCAACUGCGCCCUCUAGAGUCACACGCUCAGAGCUGCGUUUCAGUGACAUCUAGUGGCCAAACGUGAGACAGCAGCAGGAUGUGAUUGGUUAGUGUGAAUGAUGUAAACACAGUUCAGUGAAGACGGCCCGCUGGCUCAGCUCGUUCUGCAGUAGCUGGGAGGAGGCAUGCACAUAACAUGGCCGAUGGCGUAAACGCGGCGUGAGCUCGGGCUGCGAGGUCACCAUUGACAACCAAACUGCUUUUGGCUCUUGACGGAGGCGGUCGCACUUUCUCCUUCUCCCUCUCCCUCUCACUUAUCUUUCCUGCUUGGCUUCUCAUGUCUUUUGUAUAGUCUCGCUUAUUCUCUAACCCUAAGAGAGUCUCCCAGACUUGUUCUCUAAAAACCUAAAGAAUUAUGGAUUUGAUCAACUGGUCCCUGAAUGCAAUUGACACCCUCGACGAGAAGCCUGGGUUCGGGAGAGCCCGUGACAAGACAUUGAAGACACCCUUUUGGAACCAUGAUAACAGGGUUCUUGCUGAUUGGCCCCGGCUUAUUGAAGGAUAAAGAAAGCGGAAACGGCUGUUCAAAUCCCCACAAGGCUGCCUGCUUUGUUGAUUGGAAAGAUGGAGCGAGCUGUGGCUUCUCAGAAUGGGCUCAUCAGGUGCAGCACAAAUGACAUCUUGGAGAAGUUUGGGCUGCUGUGAGUACUGAGACCGACUGACAACAUCUCGGAGAGGCUCACGGCUGUCGUGAACACUCAUGCCCUAUGAGCAAAAUGGAUAACAUCUCGGCAUGGAUGGAUAACAUCAUGGAGAGGCUCACGGCUCCAGACUUGUGACCAGUGACGGACAUUAGACAACUGUAAAAUUUGAAGCAGUUUGUUCGCACUAACCAAAACAGCUACCAUCUUCAUUUCAUGUGGCGCCAGUUGGAUGCUCAAGGCAAAAGCUGACGGGAAUAACAAUUCUCCCUUAGAUAACAAGACUGUGUUAUGACUUUCUCCCUCCUCAUUUAAGGCCACCCGCAUCGACCGAAGACUGACUUUUGCCUAAUCGGGUGAAGGGACACUUUCUCUUGGUUGAACACACACACAUACGCAUGUACACUGACACAGACCUACACUCACCCCCUCCAAACGCCUUCGAAGCUCAUGUCUUCUAUGUUGUGAGAUGUGAUGAUUCAUGUGCUGAGGUGUUUUUUUUUUUUUUCUGUUCUCAAACUGAUCUCCCUGUUGGAGGUCAGUCUAGGGGAGUUAUUUUUGUCUCCUUGUCUUUCCUCAUGUUGUGCAUUUUCCAUUGUUAUACCUCUCUGACCUGUCUUC